UUUAUUUCAUUUUUAUAAGUCCAGGGGCCUUUGUUGCUAAACAGGACAGGGAAUAAGGCAUAAGAUGUGAUGAUAAUUAUUAGAGGUUCAAUAUAUUGAGAACCAUUUUCUUGGAAGAGAAAAAAAAAAAAAAGAAAAAAAAAAUAAAGGAGAUGAAGAAGUGUGAGCUCUGUGACUCUCCAGCAAAGAUGUUCUGUGAAUCUGAUCAAGCUAGCCUUUGUUGGGAUUGUGAUGCUCAGGUUCAUGGCGCAAACUUCCUGGUUGCUAAGCAUUCAAGAAGGCUUCUUUGCCAUGUCUGUCAGUCUUUAACGCCUUGGAGUGGCUCUGGACCGAAGCUUCUUCCUACUGUCUCGGUUUGUGACAGGUGUGUGAAUAGUUGCAAUCAAAAUGAGGGAAGAAAUGAAGAAAAUGAUGGCGAUGAUGAUGAUGAUCUUGAUAGAGACGACAACACUGAAGAUGAUGAUGAUGAUGGUGGUGAUGAUAAUGAUGAUGAUGGUGGUGAUGGUGAUGAGGAUCAAGGUAAUAUUGAUGAAGAUGAUGAAGAAAAUCAAGUUGUUCCAUGGUCUUCUACACCACCUCCACAAGCUUCAAGUUCUUCAACUAGUGAAGAAGGCCUUUCUGAUUCAAGAAAAGCAUUUUCAUGGAAGCGUAAGCGUGAGAAUGCAGAGUUUCAUUCACAAAAUGAUCAAGGAUGCUGGUCCUCUGAACUGAGCCACAAACACAGUAAAAGAGCAGUGACAAGCAGAUUUGUGAAUGCUGAAACAAGCCAAGACCAAAGACUCUUGUGACUUUCUGAAGAAAUUCGAUCAAACCAUGAUUUCCAAAUGCCAAGGACUUCAUGAUUCCUUAAUGGCAUGUUUACUAACUUAUAGCCCAUUAGUCUGAUUUCAGUUUAGUUUUCUUUUCUCUUCUUUUCUUUUCCUUUCCUUUUCUUCCCCCCCUAAUUGAGGCUUGGAAGCAAAUUUCCUUGUUAUGGUAAAUAUAAUUUCAACUCGGAUUGGGUCCUUAGCAGUCUAUGAUCAUAAAUAUGGUGGAUGGAUUGUACUGUAUUGAAAAGAGAUUUUGUUUUGCUUUUUGUUGCUGUAA
This is a messenger RNA of Quercus lobata, 1086 nucleotides long. Its product is annotated as zinc finger protein CONSTANS-LIKE 4-like. Gene Ontology annotation, molecular function: zinc ion binding. The transcript has 2 exons. The record is from RefSeq and is a predicted model, not a curated record. NCBI's taxonomy places the organism in Eukaryota, Viridiplantae, Streptophyta, Magnoliopsida, Fagales, Fagaceae. The coding region runs from base 153 to 788 and encodes 211 amino acids.